GUCACCUCUGUGCUCCAUUCAUCAGCUGGACUUCACGAUGCAUGUUUCAAUAUUUCUAAAAACUUCUUUGCCACAAGUGAGCUGCUGCACAACAUGCUGCAAGCAGUACCACUGCCCUAUUUGCCCUAAGCUGAAGUCAUUUCCACUACCGAAGUUUGAUCAACACAUGGCUGUACAUGUAAAAAAUGCAGUUGAUUUUCAAGAUAUGUUUAUUUGCCGCUGCAACCUACCGUGCAGAGACCCGGGUCAUUUCCAUUGCCCCCUGUGUGACAGAACGGUGAUUCGCAGAAUGGAUAUGGAAUCCCAUCUUAAGCUGUGCUCCGCCCAGUGCCUCCCUGCAUCGAAUGAACAGAUCCCUUCUCCUCACCAACCAUCGGUUGUUUCCCCUACUUCUUCUUCAAAAGAUGCGCCUGUUCCAGUUGUUGCCUCUCCUUCCACAGCAGCCUCACCGGUUUCUCCCCCUCCUUCUCCAAAAGCUGCUCUUGCAUCAAUUGCCUCCUCUUUUUCAUUGACUUCUUCUCCUCCUCAAGACACAUCCACACAAGUCACCCCGGAGCCACAGCAUUCCAAAACACCAAAAGCGCAGUACAAGCAGGUGAAAUGUCCUGUCUGUAGCCUGACAUUGUACCAGAAGAAUUUCCAGAAACAUAUGAAAAGGAAACACACCGAAGGAAAGGAGAUAACAGCUCAGGAUCACCUGAAGAGUGUCUGUGUAGACGCAACCAAUGGCAUAUCUGCAGUGAAGAGAAAUAAGCAUGGCUCCUCUGUGCCAAUUCAUGUUCAGAGUAAAACGUGGGGGCACGUUCAUAAAGUGCAGUGUGAGCUGGAGGAGUGCAGGCAAUAUCAUUUAUUGGCAGUACGAAGUGGACUUGCGUCCAAGCACUGUGAGCACAUCCGCUCACUGCAGUACUGCACAGACACUGCGCAGGAGGAGUGCCUUAAAGAGGAGACCUUAACGGCUAUGGUGCAGCAAAAUAUUUUAGAGGAGGCAAAAAAAGUAGCCUGUCUAAAACGACAAAGUCAGGCUCAAGCUUCCCAUGUGCCCCUCUGUGUCCAGGUCAACCUGCAGGACACCCAGGGACGAUUUAGUUUUCUAUUCAUGAACCAAGGCUGCACCAUUACAGUCGCAUCGGCAGAUUAAUGGUCACAUACAAUCAAAGAGAAAACACAUGGUGCUGUCCUUGUGCCAAACCGAGUGUGUCAUGUGUCCACAAAAGUAUUUGCAAAUGGCACUUGUUUCAACAGGAUCCAAACAUCUUUAAAACAGUGACAGCUUUACCAUCCACGCCCAAAAAAGCCCCAAGCUCUGAGUAUCCUCCAUCAGAUGAACGUUUAAAGCAGCUGGUGCAGUAUCUGUAUUUUAACAAACGACUCCCACAAAACAUCCCAGAUGACCUCACCAAGCCAAGAGAAGGAAAAGACUUUUUGACGGAGCUCCAUCCAGCAGAAAAACUAUGUGCUGUCUGUCCCGGGUCAGUACAGCUUGGCAAGUCCUCCAAAAUCACCCAGAACGCAAAAAUUGUAACAAUGAAUGGAAUAAUUAAGAAUGUCUCAACGUAUUUCAAGCAGUGUCCAAGUUGCAGUUCAGUGUAUCGAUACCAGGAGUGGACGGAUGGCCUCCAUAAUUUCAAUGAUCACGUGGUGUUAAGCCUCGAGCUGUGCUUGUUUUUGAGGCACAGCCUGCAGAACAGAGUCUCAGUGUCAAAAGUCAUCAACUCACUGGAAAGCUUGAGGAAUGAGA
Molecule: messenger RNA, 1741 nt
Organism: Salarias fasciatus (jewelled blenny)
Lineage: Eukaryota; Metazoa; Chordata; Actinopteri; Blenniiformes; Blenniidae
Exons: 5
Coding region: 38-1141 (367 amino acids)
Source: RefSeq, a predicted model, not a curated record